This is a messenger RNA of Fraxinus pennsylvanica, 438 nucleotides long. NCBI's taxonomy places the organism in Eukaryota, Viridiplantae, Streptophyta, Magnoliopsida, Lamiales, Oleaceae. The record is from the annotation of a GenBank genome assembly.
AUGUCUGGAGGUGUGUUUUAUGUUGUUACGAAGAAUGGGUCACACUCCCGGGUUCUUUUCAUUCGGAAUAUAGUUGGAGCUGAAGCUGAUGAAGAUAGGAUUGAGUUGCUUCUGAUGCAAAUUAAGGGAAAAGAUAUCACAGAGGUCAUUGCAUCUGGUAGAGAGAAUUUGGCAUCUGUACCUGCUGGUGGUGGUGCUGUUGCUGUGGCUGCAUCUGCAGCUGGUGGUAGUGGUGCUGCUGCUGCCCCGGCUGCAGCUGAGUCCAAGAAAGAAGAAAAAGUGGAGGAGAAAGAGGAAUCAGAUGAUAUGCUGUCAUGUGAAGCCAAAAGCAUUGCAGUUAGUGACACGGUACUUGGAUUGCUUUUUAUCAAUAGAUAUGGAUUUUGUCAUUCUGAAUCUUUUCACUUAUGUUAUUUUCUAAUUGUUCCGAAGUCUUAA